AUGUCGCGAACACUUCGUCGCUCCUGUACCGCCUGUUACAAGUACAAACAUAGCUGUGAUCUCCGCACUCCGCGCUGCUCGCGCUGUAUCAAGCGCAACGUUCCGUGCGUCUACGCCAAUCAACCUUUGACAGUACCGGAGGAUAGCGGAUUGACGAUAGCGCCCAAUCACUCGACUGCUUUGACCAGCUACAGGUUCCCCGGUCUCGACCCUUUCGACUCCUAUCCCCAAACGCGAUUGCCCCGGGAACGCGUUCAACGUCUGAUCCAUAGUUUCCUGCACAAAAUUGCGUUUCAGUACUAUCCGCUGGACUUGAAUGCAACGACCAAUCCGUUUCUUAUUUCAUGGUGGCCGCUGGCUCUGGGCGAUCCGGCUUUGUUUCAUGUCUCCCUGCAGACAGCGUGUCUGGACGAAGAGCUGCUCGCUCAGAAGGGCUUCCAGGGCUCGGAAAUUCUCAUGACUGACUCGGUGUCGCUACUACGCCGCAAGAUUGAAGACCAGUCCCUAGCUGUUCAGGAUGGGACGAUGAACUCCGUUAUCACCUUGGCGGCUAUUGAAUUUGGCAAGGGGAAUGUCGACAUUGCCGGGAUGCAUGUCCGCGGGGUUAAGAGGUUGGUCACGCUGAGAGGCGGCAUCAAUUCAGUAAGACAGACCAGCCCUUUGACUGCUCGGAUGAUCAGUUGGGUAUCGAUGCUUGUCAUGGGCCACCCCCAGUUCGAAACGCAGGACGAUGUCGGCAUCGGAGAUGGCAUUCCCUCAACUCCUGAAUACCAAUACGCUUCCUCGACGGACCUCACUGAGGACGUAGUAGUCGAUUUUGUCCACAUUUUUGAUGACAAUCUUGAGUACUCAAUUCGGAACGUCUUCAUCCGUCUCCGCAAUGUCUUUCAGCGUGCGCGCCGUAUACCCUUCCCACCGACCCAUCUCCACGACCUGACAUGUUUUGUCAUCCACCGACUACUUCUAUCGGCCCCUUCAGACUCUGCGGGACCAAGUUCUCCAACUCCGUCAUCAAUACCAUCCUCUAUAGCCGAAUGCAUCCGCUACGCCACCAUCAUCUACAUGUUCAUCAUCCAUGGACCCACAUACUACUCACACGCAGUCAUCUUGAACACGAUGGUCAUGCGAUUUGUGCAGCAUCUCAAGCUCCUCGAUCUGAUGCCCCACAUCCAUUCCUCCCUUGAUGUUUGGUUCGUAGCAAUUGGGAUGGUUGCUUCCACCGGAACUGACCCCGCUCACUACCAAUGGUUCUUGGAGAGAGCCCGGAUGGUAGCAGGCGCCUUGAACCUAAGGAGCUGGAGCGACGCAAUCGACAGAGUCAAAAAUAUCCUGUGGUUUGAGACCCCCCAGGGAGAUGCGAUCUUUCGCCCGCACUUGGAUGCGAUUUUUAGCGAUGCAACAGAUAUCUCAUGCUCGCGACGGGCUACCGCGAACGGCACACUUGCCCGAUACGUACACAUGACAUGA
Molecule: messenger RNA, 1467 nt
Organism: Aspergillus aculeatus ATCC 16872
Lineage: Eukaryota; Fungi; Ascomycota; Eurotiomycetes; Eurotiales; Aspergillaceae
Product: Zn(II)2Cys6 transcription factor
Exons: 5
Coding region: 1-1467 (488 amino acids)
Biological process (GO): regulation of DNA-templated transcription
Molecular function (GO): zinc ion binding; DNA-binding transcription factor activity, RNA polymerase II-specific
Source: RefSeq, a predicted model, not a curated record